GCAGGGCAGGAUGAAGGGCGCCUUGCCUUGCUUGGUGCUGGGCUUCCUGGUGUGUGAGUGCGGGGUGUGCUGGGCUCGGGGGGAGUACUGUCACGGUUGGAUUGACAGCGCCGGGAAAUGGCACGACGGCUUCCAGUGCCCCGAGGACUACGACACGGUGGACGCCACAAUCUGCUGCGGCUCCUGCGCUCUCAGGUACUGCUGUGCCGCGGCCGAGGCCAGACUGGACCAGGGGGUCUGCACCAACCACAGAGACCCGCAGACCCCCGACUACUCCGCACAGCCCAUCUAUGUCCCGUUCCUGGUUGUUGGCUCCAUAUUCGUGGCGUUUAUCAUUCUGGGCUCUCUGGUGGCUGUUUAUUGCUGUACGUGUCUCAGGCCCAAGCAGCCAAACCCGCAGCCGAUGCGGUUCUCAAUGCGAAACCACCAAACCGAGACUAUUCCCAUGAUCCCGACGUUUACAAACAUAAGGACCCCAUCCAGGCAGUCCAGCACCGCCACCAGCUCCAGCUCCACCGGGGGCUCUCUCCACAGGUUCUCCAUGGGCAGGGCUGAGCCAGGGCACAGCUGUCUGGUCCCCUCGCCCCCCCCGGCUUACAGCUCCCCCCUGCAACCAGGACAAGCCCUGCAUCUCAGUCAGAGCCAGGGCUUCCUGCUGCCACAGCAGUACUUCACCUACACUCUCCAACCAGAACCCUACCCCACGUUCAACGAUUUCAGCCACAACCGACUGCAGCCCCAGAACACAGCGGCGCCCAACUCGGAACAAGUCACAUACAGCAACGCGGGGCUAUAGGAGAGCUUGUGGGGCAGUUUGCUGUGUGAGUAACCCACUGCCCACCGUGUUACAGUAUUGGGAAGUCUUUGGAGGUGGGCUACUGUUUUGCAUUCUCAUGUGGAUGGAUGUCACCCCUUUCUGGACUAAAAAUGACUCUUGCUAACCAACAGGGAGGACCUUCAUUCUCUACCCUAAGUCUUCCAGAAAGCCUCCAGCUUCACAUCAGCCGGAUGUGUAAGGAGGAGCGUGGUUUGCUGGUUUGCUGUUGGACUCGUUGCUCCCCAGCUAUAGGUUCUGCUCCUCAUGGCUCUGAAAGCAAACUAUCCACUCAAAAUCUGGAGCCUUUUAAAAUUCUACACUUUCACGUGCUUUUAUCAUAGUUAACUGUGAUAUUAACUGCAUAGUUAGAAGUGUAACUUACAAUUUACAAUCCUUGUUAAAAUUGUUAAGAAUAAUAUGGAGGCCAAACUAUUACAAUACAGUAUUAGCAAUCGCACUGAAGUCAUAUGUUUGACUGAUACCCGUUUGGUUAGAUCAAAUUGGAUGUGUGGUCUGAGGCAAUGUAUUACCUGUUUAGUCUGUUAAUCAGGUGAACUCACUUUCCUGACUGGGUCUACAGAGUGAAUUAAGGACUGUUUGCUUCAGGAAACUUUGCAAAAUGUCAAAUGUAACCGUUUUUUUGAGUGGGGGGAGGGGGUGGUAAACAUGGUAAACAGUUGCAGUUUAACCUGAGAUGCAAACGUUUCUACACAAAUUCACCAAGUUUAAGGAGGUAAGAAAAAAUCUCCAAGUUUCACGUCCCUGUAUUUGACGUAUUAUUGGAGUUCAAGCAAUAACCAUUUGUGGUAGAAUAACAGGCGGUAAACAGAACUUUUAUAAGGCGACAAAUUUUAAGAACGAGGAUAGNUUUUUUUCGCUUGUUCAUAUAUUUUCAUAACAUUUUGUUUUUGACUGAAUGCCUUACUUAUCUAAAUAUUGAAAAUUAAAGUUAUGAAAUAAUUUAUAGAGGAAACAUCUAAAGUCGAUUAUUCUUAAUUCCGACCUUCUCCCGUAUAUUUACAAUACACUUAAAUUACUAAUUGUUCUAGUAAUCAUUUUGUUGUUUGAAUUAUAUGAUUGGUUGAACUAAACAAAUGUAUGGUGGAAAUGAAUAUUGCAUAGGAAUAUUUUAUAAAGUGUCCAUUCUGAAAAUAUGAAUGUUAACUUAAAGAUCUGAAAUUAAAGAUGUUUAAUAAAACAUCCUGACAAAUUUAGGAUUGCAAAAUGACAUACAUUCAUGUGCA
Molecule: messenger RNA, 2061 nt
Organism: Callorhinchus milii (elephant shark)
Lineage: Eukaryota; Metazoa; Chordata; Chondrichthyes; Chimaeriformes; Callorhinchidae
Gene: shisa3
Product: shisa family member 3
Exons: 2
Coding region: 11-796 (261 amino acids)
Source: RefSeq, a predicted model, not a curated record